CAGACGAAAGCAUCUGGAGUACAAAAGAUGAACCUACUUGAGGCAGCAAAAUCAGGGUUUUUGGUAUGCAUCCUGGGUUGCAUCUUCAUUUAUGCUUCUAUCCACCUACGGAAUACAGUGCCCAAAGCAGAGAGUGAGCAAAAAAUCUUCUCAGAAUUAGCAGAGUGUGGUUUUUACCCUGAUGAGCUUUGCUCAGCUCUCUUUGAAGGGAAAGAUGCUGCUCCUCAAAUUGGCCAGUUGUGCCAACAGGUUCUUCCCAGAAAGGGAAAAAUUACCUGUGUACAGACUCCUUGCAACUGUUCAGCUGUUCAGGAGAAACUCCACUUCAUUACGAGUCCACUGUCAGAAGAAGAAGGCAAUUUCUCCUUGGCAUACAUCAUCACCAUUCACAAGGAACUGGACAUGUUUAUAAAGUUACUGAGAGCCAUUUAUGUGCCUCAGAAUGUUUACUGUAUACACAUUGAUGAAAAGUCGUCAAAGGAUUAUAAGAGGGCUGUGCAAACCCUGGCUAACUGCUUUGAAAACAUUUUUAUUGCUUCCAAGAGGGAGACAGUUGUCUAUGCAGGAUUUUCUAGAUUGCAAGCAGAUAUCAACUGCAUGAAAGACUUGAUUCAUUCAAAAACUCAAUGGAAUUAUGUUAUUAACCUAUGUGGCCAGGAUUAUCCCAUCAAAACAAACAAGGAACUUAUACUAUAUAUUAAAACCAAGUGGAAUGGUAAAAAUAUAACUCCAGGAAUUGUUCAACCAUCUUAUAUGAAACACCGAACAAAUAUAAGUUACAAAGAAUAUGUUCAUUUAGAAAAAUCUUAUGUGCAUCCAACUAAGAAUAUAAAAAGUGAGCCUCCACAUAAUUUGACAAUAUAUUUUGGAAGUGCUUACUACGUACUCACCAGAAAAUUUGUAGAGUUUACAUUGACCGAUGUACGUGCAAAAGAUUUGCUUCAAUGGUCAAGGGACACCUACAGUCCUGAUGAGCACUACUGGGUCACCCUGAACCGUCUACCAGAUGCUCCAGGUGCAACACCAGAUGCACGAUGGGAAGGAAAUAUACGAGCUAUCAAGUGGCGAGAUCAAGAAGGGAAAGCCCACAAUGGCUGCAAAGGUCAUUAUGUCAGAGACAUUUGUGUGUAUGGACUUGGGGACCUGAAGUGGAUCAUUGACGCUCCUCAUUUGUUUGCCAACAAAUUUGAGCCAGGUACCUACCCAUUAGCAAUGGAAUGCCUGGAGAGGCAACACAGGCUUAAGGUACUCCAGCAGGCUGAAGUCCCACUGGAACCACACUGGCAUUUGCAAGAAUACUCUUUGCUAAACAUGAUGCCAAAAACCAAUUAACCAUGGCUAAUAUU
Messenger RNA from Varanus komodoensis (Komodo dragon), 1346 nucleotides. Its product is annotated as beta-1,3-galactosyl-O-glycosyl-glycoprotein beta-1,6-N-acetylglucosaminyltransferase 7-like. Gene Ontology annotation, molecular function: acetylglucosaminyltransferase activity. Gene Ontology annotation, cellular component: membrane. The record is from RefSeq and is a predicted model, not a curated record. The coding region runs from base 28 to 1332 and encodes 434 amino acids. The transcript has 3 exons. NCBI's taxonomy places the organism in Eukaryota, Metazoa, Chordata, Lepidosauria, Squamata, Varanidae.